GGCUCUGCCUGUGCCUGGAACUGACAGCAGGUACAGAGAAUGCUUUCAAACAGCCUUGAAUCAUGUUUUAUUUUUAGUUUACUUUUCUUUUUUAGUCUCAUUUUAUCUUUAGAAGGGAAAUGUCUCAUCUCUGGUAUGGGAAGAAGGGAAGAAAGCACCAACCAGUUAAUCGUAAAUGCACUCUGGUAGUGUCAGUGGCUGAGUAUCACCGCAGGAUCGAUGCUCUAAAUAGCGAAGAACUGCGCACACUCUGCAGACGUCUCCAGAUAACAACAAGAGAAGAUAUCAAUUCAAAACAGGCAACAAAUAUCAAAACAGACCUGGAGCCUGAAGCAUUCCGGCCAAAUCUUAGCGAUCCCAGCGAAUUACUACAGCCAGAACAAAUUGAAAAGCUCACGAAGUCUCUUCCACCACGGACUAUUGGCUAUCCAUGGACUCUUGUCUACAGUACUGCAAAGCAUGGCAUGAGUUUGAAGACUUUGUAUCGAACAAUGAUGGGAUUAGACACACCUGUGCUGUUGGUUAUCAAGGACAGUGAUGGACAGGUUUUUGGUGCAUUAGCAUCUGAACCAUUUAAAGUGAGUGAUGGCUUUUAUGGCACUGGGGAGACCUUUAUGUUCACUUUCUCUCCAGAUUUUGAGGUUUUCAAAUGGACAGGAGACAACAUGUUCUUCAUUAAAGGAGACAUGGACUCCCUUGCUUUUGGUGGAGGAGGAGGGGAGUUUGCUCUUUGGCUCGAUGGUGAUCUCUACCAUGGAAGAAGUCAUUCAUGUAAAACAUUUGGGAAUCACACACUUUCUAAGCGAGAAGACUUCAUUAUUCAAGACAUAGAAAUAUGGGCUUUUGAAUGAGUAUUUAACUAUUUCUACAGGGUAUUGUCCCAAACCUGACAUGAAUCAGUGCAGCUUAAAAAUUCCUAGGAGCAGUAUAAUUCAUUUUACUUCUCUGAUAUUUUUUU
This is a messenger RNA of Acanthisitta chloris (rifleman), 958 nucleotides long. Its product is annotated as oxidation resistance protein 1-like. NCBI's taxonomy places the organism in Eukaryota, Metazoa, Chordata, Aves, Passeriformes, Acanthisittidae. Gene Ontology annotation, biological process: response to oxidative stress. The transcript is spliced from 7 exons. The record is from RefSeq and is a predicted model, not a curated record. Bases 120 to 851 code for a protein of 243 amino acids. Gene Ontology annotation, cellular component: nucleus.